CGACACCACAGUUUUUUGACGAGCCUUCAAGCGAAGACGAUCUCAAGUGUACAGCGCGAGUGUAGUGUGUGUCUUAUUAACGGUGUUGGAAUAGAAAAGUUACUAAAGUCCUACCACUAUACAUAUUAUUAAAAAGAAAUACAAUUCUACGCUCCUUAAAAUCAUGAAGACAUCAUUAUUCUUGUUCGCUGCUGCUGCCGCUGUGAUCACACUCUCGUGCAUAGACAGCGUGAAGGCACAGCGUGGUAUACCGUUACCACAAGCGCGCGGCUAUGAAGCCAAUGCUGUGAUAUUGAAGCAGGGUUUCGAUCUCAAUCCGGAUGGCUCGUACACAUACAACUACGAAACAAGCAAUGGCAUACGCGCUGAUGAAGCCGGCUACUUGAAGAAUCCGGGUACACAAGUCGAAGCGCAGGUCAUGCAAGGCUCUUACUCCUACACUGGACCCGAUGGUGUCUUAUAUACGAUCACCUAUAUUGCCGAUGAGAAUGGCUACCGUGCUGAGGGUGCACAUAUACCAACACCACCACCACCACGUGCCAGUACUGGUAGAUUCUUCAAAUAAGUUCUUGAAAACAAAAAAAAAAA
This is a messenger RNA of Ceratitis capitata (Mediterranean fruit fly), 588 nucleotides long. It is a transcript of the gene Cpr47Ea, whose product is annotated as endocuticle structural glycoprotein SgAbd-2. Gene Ontology annotation, molecular function: structural constituent of chitin-based larval cuticle. Gene Ontology annotation, cellular component: chitin-based extracellular matrix. Bases 164 to 565 code for a protein of 133 amino acids. Lineage: Eukaryota; Metazoa; Arthropoda; Insecta; Diptera; Tephritidae. The transcript is spliced from 4 exons. The record is from RefSeq and is a predicted model, not a curated record.